Alosa sapidissima (American shad) is the source of this 6092-nucleotide messenger RNA. RefSeq names its product RNA-binding motif, single-stranded-interacting protein 3-like. Gene Ontology annotation, cellular component: cytosol. The record is from RefSeq and is a predicted model, not a curated record. Lineage: Eukaryota; Metazoa; Chordata; Actinopteri; Clupeiformes; Clupeidae. The transcript has 15 exons. Gene Ontology annotation, molecular function: mRNA binding. The coding region runs from base 1 to 1296 and encodes 431 amino acids.
AUGGCCCUGACUGAGCACAAUCCUCAGCUUUUGGCCUUUUGCUCAAGUCCGUCCAUCCGUCUGUCGGUCAGUCUCUGUCGUCGCCGGGUCAUAAAACGCUUGGGCGGGCACGGCAUCGUCAUCGGAGACGCCCGCCGAGCGAGUCCCUCCAGAGGUCACUUCAUCAACCCGAGAAGCGUCCUGCCCAAGUCCCCCGCCGCGCCGUGUCUGACACGAGAGACGGCCACGGCAAGAAAUAGCAACGGGGACUGGGAACAGUAUGGAAAAAUUGUGUCAACCAAGGCCAUCCUGGACAAGAAUACCAACCAGUGCAAAGGGUAUGGCUUUGUGGACUUCGACAGCCCAGCGGCCGCACAGAAGGCGGUGUCGUCCCUCAAGGCCACCGGCGUGCAGGCUCAGAUGGCCAAGCAACAGGAGCAGGACCCCACUAACCUCUACAUCUCCAACCUGCCAGUGUCCAUGGACGAGCAGGAGCUAGAGAACAUGCUUAAGCCCUUCGGCCAUGUAAUCUCCACGCGCAUCCUCCGAGACGCCAACGGGGUCAGCAGAGGGGUCGGCUUCGCCAGAAUGGAGUCUACUGAGAAGUGUGAAGUCGUCAUUCAGCACUUCAACGGCAAGUACCUGAAGACACCUCCAGGCAUUCCAGCCUCCUCGUUCGCCAUGGAGACGGUGCCCGCUGGAGCUCUGGGGGAAACAGUGCACCAGUCGAUCGAGAGUGUCGAUAAUUUCCCGCAAGGGACCGGCAUGGCGAUAACUUAUGACCCUGCCGCCAUGCAAAACGGGUUCUACUCCCCUCCUUACAGUAUUGCCACGAAUCGUAUGAUCGCACAGACGUCCAUCACACCUUUCAUCGGUGCUUCACCCGUCUCCACAUAUCAGGUCCAGAGUACAUCAUGGAUGCCUCAUCAACAGUACGUUAUGCAACCAACAGGUGCAGUGAUCACGCCAGCUAUGGACCACACCAUGUCCAUGCAGCCAGCCAGCAUGAUGGGGCCCCUCACUCAGCAGAUGAACCACAUGUCCCUGGGCACCACAGGGAGUUAUAUGACUGCCGCAGCUGCUGCCGCACCUAUGCAAGGGACCUACAUUCCCCAGUACACUCCUGUGCCUCCUACUGCCGUCCCUGUCGAAGGUGUGGUGACGGAUGGAUCUCCCCAGACGGUUGCACCCUCGUCACAGGAGGUUGGAGGGCAGCAGCAGCAGCUCCAGGUGGAGACGGCAGGCGAACACGUCCCCACCUACUCCUACCAGUCCAAGCCCUCAGAUAGCAACGGGACAGGGAGAAUGUACCUGUGACAGCAUUGCCUUGAGUCAGUGGGAGAUGUGGCCGCACUGAGAAUGAAGAGAGAGGAACUGACAGAUUGCUUCCAGAUCGCCCAGGCACCCCCCCAAAAAAAGAAAAAAGACAAAAAAAUUAAACAAAAAAAAAAAAACUAGAAAAAAAAUGUAAAAGAGAUACUUUUAUCACGUCCUACCUGGUCUGAGCACAGAGACGGAGGGAGGUUGGAAGCUCCACUUGGCGCCGUGGCAACGGUUGAUAAGGUAUCAUAUUUGGUAACAUGCCAGCUGGGAUGAGUUGAGGCUUGAAUUCUUUCUCCAAGAAAUUCCUCAAAGAGAAAAAAAGUAUAAAAUUACAAAAAUAUAUAUAAAAAUAUAAAAAAAACAAAGGUGAGUGCACAGGUAGGGGAAAUGAGGUUUAUUUUUGUGCAGUAGAGGAAGGGAGUUUGAGAGCUACAGAUUUUUGUGCAGUAGAGGAAGGGAGUUUGAGAUUACAGAUUGUCUUCCUCAGAUAUUAAGCUACAGUUUCUUUUUCACUCUUCCUUUAUUUUUUAUUUCCUCCUGUUCAAAUUUUAGUUUUAUAGAGAUCCUCAAUAAUGUUGUGUUUUCUUCUGAAUCUUUAUUGCCUUAAUUUUGAGGACGUCAGAGACGGUGUCCCGUCCUGUGUCCUGUGUCUCGUUUGAAAACAGAAGAGUGGUUUAAUCGGUUCCUUGAAUCAUUUGAUGGUACAAGGUGCUAAAAAAUGUCUAGCUAGAGAGAUAAACCUAUCAAAUAAGCUGUACAGAUUUCAUAGACAUGAGCUUUUCAUUUCUUCAUUUGAAGAAAACAAAAAUGUUUUGGGGGAAAUGUUGUGUAAGAGGAAUCCGAAUUUUGAAGAGAAGAUACAAAAUGCUGUGGAAGAAGAAUAGAGGGAGACAAAGCUUCAAGAUUUUUUCACACAGAUGUUAAAGAAAAAAAAACACAUGUACUGCGUUUUAGUAAAUGCAGUUUCUUGCAAAUGCUGAACCUGUUUUUUUUAUUACCAUGGUUAUAAUUUUACAUGGCAAAAAAAUUAAUUGCUGUUGACGACUUUAGUGCUUUUUAUCUGCAACCUUUGACCUUUUUUAUGAGCUUUAAGAUGUUUUUAGCCCGCUUUGCUUGUCCCACUGCGAAAAAAAAUUAAAAAAAGGAAUAAGAAAAAAAAUAAAACAUGACAUUAAAAACCCAGAAGAAAAAAAAUAAUACUUGCAAUGAUAAAACUUCGUAGAUUCAGUAGGAGCUUAUGGUCUAAAACCAAUCAGUGCAAAAAGCAAUAGAGGAAAUUGUUGACAAUUUCUGUAGUCUUUCCUAGUUGUGGAUAACAUGCAGCCAGAGGGAUGGCCAUUUUUAUACCAAAGAUGAAGAGACACUCUGAAAUAGAGGAAUUUUUUGGUGUUUUUUUUUUUCUUCUUUUUUUCCAAAUAUUUGAUUUUUUUUUUCCUGUUGAUGUCGGUGUUGAUGUUGAUUGUUGAUAUUGAUUGUUGUUGUAGCUGUUGUCAUUGUUGUUUCUGAUUUGACCUUGAUGGCCGGCCCAGUUUGUUCUUUCUUUCUCCGUUUUACCUCUGUCUUUCUCUUUUCCUGUUUCUUCAUUCUAAAUGGUCGAAGCUACCCUCCAAUGUUAUUGUAUGCACCACAGAGAGUAAAUAGGAUCUGAACAGAUGCAGAUACAGAUGGUUUUAGUCAAAAUAGCCCACUGAUCAUCCCACAUUAGAUAUUAAAAACAGAGAAACAGGUAACCAGGCACAGUGGUCCACUAGAGGAGAGGCACUCAUUAUUUCAUCAUAAUUACAAGGCAUCACUAAUGAAUGAAUAUCGGGCCCAUGUCUUUUCUUAGUAUUGACUGAGAGAUCUAUAACGUUUUUGUUUUUUUUGUUGUUGUUGUUGGAGGGGGGGGGGGGGGGUUCUUAUUUCAUUCUCUCAUUCAUUCUUUAAACAAAAAUAAUUUCAGAGACACAGUUGUCUGCUUUUUUUCAACCCAGACUGACAUAUCUUGGCCAGACACUGAGGUUAACCUAAAGACUAGCCACGACCAUCAGUGUGGUAUGUCUCAACAUGCAGUCUUGAGCAAUAUGUUCUUGAUCACAAACAUUGGGUGGGAAGCAUAUCAAGCAGCCCAACAAGAUACUAUUGUAAAAUGAAUCUGUAGGAUGUGGUCUUGUGUUGGAACAAACUGCAAGAGCCAAUGUGACUUGGAAACUGGGGAAUGGAAAAGCCUAGGGGAAUUCACAGACAAGCAAACAAGCACUUCUUUUAAGCAGGCCUGUCUGCUGGCACAAGCUCCACCACAGCCUACUCUCAGUGUUUCUCCAAGACUGAGCACAUAAACAGCUUUACUUCACUGGUGCACACACACACACACACACACACACUCACACACACACACACACACACACACACACACACACACACACACACACACACUCACACACACACAUUCAUAGACACAAAGACCAUGCCCGUGUAAGCUUGCAAAUGACUUCAUUCCAGCGAAUCGUCUCAGUUUAAGGGUCGGUUGGGUACUGGGCAUGCAACGCUCAUUAAAUUCUCUCAUGUCUGGGGUGCUACACUCUCCCUGUGCCUGCCUAGCCCAUAGAGUGUCUGCCUUUGUGCAGUGGCAUGAGCAAAUUAGUCUCUUCUCGGUCCUCGUGUUUUUGUUUUAAUGUCCCUUAAUCGCAUUUGGAUGGCAGUAUGACCGCCAUGCCCUUUUAGCCUCCGUGUAAAACGAGGCCGUCUAGCCUCUGUUUGACCCCCCCUUCUCUCUCUCUCUCUCUCUCUCUCUCUCUCUCUCUCUCUCUCUCUCUCUCUCUCUCUCUCUCUCUCUCUCUCUCUCUCUCUCUCUCUCUCUCUCUUUGUUUUUGAGUCAUCAGGGUCUGAACUCUUGUCCUAGGAGCAAUUUUGUGUCACAUCCCAUUGUUUGCACGCUGCGUUCUAUGACAGAUUGGUUUGAUUUCACACAAGCUUACUUUCUGGAGUCUGUGCACCCACAGCCACUUUGUGGGAAGGUCGGCGUACGCGUUGAAACAGGAGAGGCGGACCCUUAGACACCAGGUGUUUUUUGGUGUCAUCCACACAAUCAGAGUGAAUUCUGAGUGCCUUUUACGAAGCUUCCAAAUGAUUCCAAUAUCUCUGAUACACAUGAGAGAGAGAGAGAGAUAGAGGGGGGAAAAAAAGCACAUUUCAGAACAGUCUUCAAACGGGGCGAGACCUUAUCAAAAUGAGAAGUUGCGUGUAUCAAAUCGAAUGCCACAAAUGUACAAUCUCUUCUAAGGUGCUAAGAUGGAAGCUGUCAUGGGCCUUCACCUUCUGUGUGUCUACUGCAUGCAUUCAAGCCAUGCAAACCUCUCCUGAUCAUUUGAUUGACAUCUGAUCUCCGAGCCUGCCUGCACAUCAAACUCCCAUAUAGUUAUAUUUUUUAUCAGACAUUCAACAACAGUACACCUUGUCGUUUUUGCUGCGUUGUAAGGUACACAUGCAAAAACAGUUGCAGUUGUGGCAGUUGUGUUUCGCGUUCGCUGGCUUUCACAAAAUUUCACAAAAUUGUCCUGUUCUCCUGGAGUCUCUUACUGUAUGUCUUAUGAGAGUCAGUUCUAUUGUCAAAGACAUUUGUGUUCAAGCAGGAACCAUGUGUUCCCCCCCUGAAGAACCAUUUUAAGCACCACAAGAAAGUAGCUCUCCUACAGAGAUGAGUCGAAAAACAUCUUUUUAUGUUUUACAGUGUGCGAUGGCGUGAACGCUUCGCCCCGUUGACUUGACUGUCACUGAGUGCUUUGAUAAAAGCUGAAAGCCAUGAUGUUUCAACAGCAUGAGGUAGGCUGGUACAAGGCAUCUACCUUGAGUGACAGACAUGUCGUACCAACCAGCUCUACAGAAUCCUGUUGAAAGACAAAGACACAAUUUUUGAAGAAACGGGGAAAAUGUGUCGCCAUGGUGUAUCUCAGUUUGAAGCACAUUUAAGCAUCUGUUCAGUCAAGGCAGUCAACCUAAACUGCCAUACAAGAUCUGUUUUCAUACAACUCCAGAUUUUUUACGGAAUGUAGUGGUGUGUGUAUCCAACGUUUAAACUAAAUUUAUCAUAAAGACGAUAGAAGAAGUGUAUGUUUUGAGUAAUGUUUAGAUAUGAAAUCAAAGCCCAUCGACUGCAUCACUCACUUCAAACAUGUUUGGGUGGGGGAUUGUUGUGAUGCGGUCUUUGAAAGGAAGAUAAGAGAAAGCCAUAUUUGGGACUGACACCGGAGCUGUUUGACUGAACAAAAGAAAGAAAGAAGAAAAAAGCUGACGGAAAAUGAAGUGACAGUGGUUUAGCUCAUCUUCACUUUCGUCCUACAGCGAACAGUGUCUGUGACUUUCACUACUCUUUCACUCUCACCUGUUUGUGUGCUAUUUUUUUUCUCAAUGCAGUAAUUUUCUCAACUCAAAGCCGCACUUGUCUGAUCUGGUUUGACUGGUCACUCAAAGAGUUUGUUGAUCACAAGAAAUUACAUUGUGAGUGUCUGUGUAUGUGUGUGUUUUUCUCUUUGCAAAUCAUUUUUUUUUUCUCUUCUCUUGACAUGUUUCAGAGAGAAAUGGUGUUAAAUAUGGUAUUCAUAGCUGCUAUUCAACGAUCUCUCGCCGAUCCCAGAUGUAGACCGUUAGGUGAUGUUUUGAAAGGGUUGUGUAGUGAUUUGAUGGCGAGUGUGUCUUGUGCUAGACUAAUAAAUGGUGCUUACUGCAUGGCUCCUGAGACUAACCUGUGAGAUGAAGCUUUACUGUCCACUUACAGUACCCCCCCCCCACACACACACACACACACAAACACA